AUGAAAUCGAAAUCCAGCGACAAGUCGCCGGGCUCGCGUCUUUCUCAACCGGCGCAUUCGUUGCCCUGGGAGACUAUUCUACAGGAACUCCAUGUGAACCCGGAUCAAGGGCUCUCCAGUGCUGAGGCUACGAAACGACUGCAGCAGGAUGGACCGAAUGAGUUGGAAGAUGACGAGGGGGUGUCGCUGUUGGGGAUUGUGAUCCGACAGAUUGCUAAUGCCAUGAUGCUGGUCCUCAUCAUCGCAAUGGCCGUCAGCUUCGGCAUUCAAUCCUGGAUCGAAGGCGGGGUCAUCGCCGCAGUCAUCGGGCUGAACAUCGUGGUGGGCGUGUACCAGGACUUCGCGGCGGAAAAGACAAUGGGGUCGUUGCGGUCGUUGAGCUCGCCGACGGGAACCGUGACGCGCGACGGAAAGACCAAGACAGUACCUGCUAAGGAGUUGGUGGUAGGCGAUGUGGUCGAGUUGAAGGUGGGCGAUACGGUGCCUGCUGAUGUGCGCCUCAUCGAAACAAUGAACCUCGAAACCGACGAAGCCCUCCUAACCGGCGAAUCGCUCCCGAUCGCCAAAACGCCCUCGCAAGUCUACGACAUCGAAACGGGGCCCGGCGACCGGCUCAACAUCGCCUACAGCUCGACGACCAUCACGCGGGGGCGCGGACGCGGCAUCAUCACCAGCACGGGCAUGACGACGGAGAUCGGGCUGAUCGCCGCGGCGCUACACUCCAAGCCAUCCAACCACAAACGCCGGCAACCGCGCACCAACCCGGAGGAUGACACGCCCAAGAAGCGCGAGAAGGUGAUCAACCCGCUCGCGAACUUCGGCCUGUCCGUUACGGCGUACGUGCUCAACUUCCUGGGGUUGAACACGGGGACGCCCCUGCAGCGGAAGCUCUCGGCGCUGGCGCUGGUGCUGUUCGGGAUCGCGGUCGUGUUUGCCCUCGUCGUGAUGGGGGCCAACGGCAUGCGGAACGAUCGCGAGGUCAUCAUCUAUGCGGUUGCGACCGGGUUGGCGAUGAUCCCUGCUUGCUUGGUGGUGGUGUUGACCAUCACCAUGGCUGCCGGGACGAGGUCCAUGGUGCAGAGGAAUGUGGUCGUGCGGCGGUUGGAGAGUCUUGAAAUGUUGGGUGCUGUGCAGGAUGUUUGUUCCGAUAAGACGGGGACGUUGACGCAGGGGAAGAUGGUGGUUAAGAGAGCGUGGGUUGCUGGGGUUGGGGGGUUGGUGGUUAUGGGCGAGGGCGGCGAUGUUUUGGACCCUGAGAUUGGGGGUGGGGUGCGACUGUCGUCUGCCAUAGGGAAGGGUGGUUCGGAUGCUGGAGUCAGCGGACCAGAGGACGAAGAAAAGAAGCAAGAAGGAGGAGCUGAGCCAUGGGAGUCUCGCAGGGAGGGACUGCUGAACGCCGAGCCUUCGGGAGCCCUGCUGCAACGGUAUCUCAAUGUCGCUGCCAUGGCCAAUCUUGCCCACGUGCACUACUCCGAAGAGAGUCAGGAAUGGCAGGCCCGUGGCGAGCCCACCGAUAUCGCCAUCCAGGUCUUUGCCAUGCGCUUCCAGUGGGGCAGGGAGCGAUGGACGAGCGGCCGCAACCCCGUCUGGACGCAGAAGGCUGAGUACCCCUUCGACUCGACCGUCAAGAAGAUGUCGGUCAUCUUCGAGAAUACGGAGACCUCUGCGCAGAUGGUAUUUUCCAAGGGCGCCGUAGAACGGGUGCUGGAGGCGUGUACGCAGGCUGUAUGGACAGCCGGGGAAGAAGCCAGUCCGCUAGACGACGACAAGAGACAGGAGAUCCUCCAGAAGAUGGAGGAGCUGGCCAAGGAGGGCCUCCGUGUGCUGGCGCUGGCAUGCCGCCCCAUCCAGACCGAUGAGGUUCCGGCGCGCGAAGAGGUCGAGAAAGACCUCAUCUUCUGCGGGCUGAUCGGGCUGUACGACCCGCCGCGACCCGAGACCGCCGGCGCUAUCGAGGAGUGUCGUCGCGCCGGUAUUACGGUGCACAUGGUCACAGGCGACCACCCAGGCACUGCGCGCGCCAUCGCCGCCCAAGUCGGCAUCAUCCCGCGUGACAUGGGCAGCGUGGCCCAGGACGUCGCGGACGCGAUGGUGAUGACGGCCAGUCAAUUCGACCGCCUGAGUGACGAGCAGAUCGACGAACUCCCGACCUUGCCCUUGGUGAUCGCGCGCUGCGCCCCGACCACCAAGGUGCGCAUGAUUGAUGCGCUGCACCGCCGUGGCCGGUACGCGGCGAUGACGGGCGACGGGGUCAACGACUCGCCGUCGCUGAAGCGGGCCGACGUGGGCAUCGCCAUGGGCCAGUCCGGCUCGGACGUGGCCAAGGAUGCCUCGGAGCUGGUGCUGACGGACGACAACUUCGCCUCAAUCAUUAAUGGUAUUGAGGAAGGACGACGGAUCUUCGACAACAUCCAGAAGUUCGUCCUGCAUCUGCUCGCCGAGAACGUCGGGCUGGCGUUGACUCUGCUUAUCGGGCUGGCGUUCAAGGACGAGAACGGGCAGUCGGUGUUCCCGAUCGCUCCUGUAGAAAUCCUCUGGAUCAUCAUGGUGACCUCUGGUCUCCCAGACAUGGGACUGGGCAUGGAAGUCGCCGCGCCGGAUAUCAUGGAUCGACCUCCUCAAAGCAAACAAGGCAUCUUCACCUGGGAAGUAAUCAUCGACACCCUGGUCUACGGCGUCUGGAUGGCGGCGCUCUCGCUCUCGGCCUUCUCACUGGUACUGUUCGCCUGGGGCAACGGCAACCUAGCCACAGGUUGCAACAGCGACCACUCGUCAGCGUGCGACACGGUGUACCGCGCGCGCGCCACCACCUUCGUGUGCAUGACCUGGUUCGCGCUGUUCCUGGCAUGGGAGAUGGUCAACCUCCGCCGCAGCUUCUUCAGCCUCCCCGCCACCACCACCGAAUCCGAAUCUGGUACGAAGAGUCUCCUCGCGAGGAUCAGAGCAUGGUUCGCCUCGCUCCGCCGCAACCGGUUCCUCUUCACGGGCAUCAUGAUCGGCUUCGUGACCACGUUUCCGAUCCUGUACAUCCCCGUCAUCAACGAUGUGGUGUUCAAGCACAUCGGGAUCUCGUGGGAGUGGGGCGUGGUUUUUGUCGAGGCGGGGCUGUUCUUUGUGGGCGUUGAGGGGUGGAAGUGGGCGAAGCGGGUGUAUUUCCGGCGUGAGGCGCGGAAGAGGCAGAGGAGUGGGAAUGGGAAUGGGGGGUUGGUGGAGCGCGAAGAGAAGCGGGAUUUCAGUCGGUAUACGACGAUGAGUCGGGAUGAGGUGGUGCAGAAGGAGGUGUCGAUGUAUUUUAUUGCUAGAGUGGAGUGA
This is a messenger RNA of Aspergillus homomorphus CBS 101889, 3312 nucleotides long. RefSeq names its product sodium P-type ATPase. Gene Ontology annotation, biological process: intracellular calcium ion homeostasis; calcium ion transmembrane transport. Gene Ontology annotation, cellular component: plasma membrane. The record is from RefSeq and is a predicted model, not a curated record. The coding region runs from base 1 to 3312 and encodes 1103 amino acids. Gene Ontology annotation, molecular function: P-type calcium transporter activity; ATP hydrolysis activity; ATP binding. The transcript is spliced from 5 exons. NCBI's taxonomy places the organism in Eukaryota, Fungi, Ascomycota, Eurotiomycetes, Eurotiales, Aspergillaceae.